This is a messenger RNA of Hemicordylus capensis (graceful crag lizard), 5494 nucleotides long. RefSeq names its product zinc finger protein 420-like. Gene Ontology annotation, molecular function: DNA-binding transcription activator activity, RNA polymerase II-specific; RNA polymerase II cis-regulatory region sequence-specific DNA binding. Lineage: Eukaryota; Metazoa; Chordata; Lepidosauria; Squamata; Cordylidae. The record is from RefSeq and is a predicted model, not a curated record. The transcript is spliced from 7 exons. Gene Ontology annotation, cellular component: nucleus. Bases 306 to 3461 code for a protein of 1051 amino acids. Gene Ontology annotation, biological process: regulation of transcription by RNA polymerase II.
CAAGCGCAGUUGGGGUGGAGCGGAGGAUAGGAGGGACGAGCAUAGGCAGGAAAGAAGGGAGGAGCUUUGGAAGGGCCCAGAUGUGGGGCGAGGUGUAGGGCCCAGGAGAUGGAGACAAAGGCGGGGAGAGGGCGCGAUCCCCCUGGCUCACCCAAAGAGAGAUGCUGUUAGCCAGAACCAUCCAGUUUUGCUUGUGAAAUAUAUGCCUGCCUCAAGAGCACCACAGCUCACACACGGAGUAGCAUCUUGACCUAGUCACUUGAGUGCCCCUUGCCUUGAAAUUUGCAGAGGAUCCUUCUGUAUUCAUGGAAGCUGGCCUAGAAGAAGGACUAAAGAUGGAAGAGCAAAAGUCAGCUUGUUCUGAAGCUGGAAAUGACCCUCAUGUCAUCCAGGGAAAUAGCUGGGAAAGAACUGUGCAAAAGAUGCUGGGUGAGGACACUACCAGUUCAGAUGCACAGCGCCAGCACUUCAGGCAGUUUGGCUAUCAUGAGGCCAAGGGCCCCCGUGAGAUUUGCAGCCAACUCCACACCCUUUGCCAGCAGUGGCUAAAGCCGGAAAGACACACAAAAGCUCAGAUGCUGGACCUGGUGAUCCUGGAGCAGUUCCUGAGCAUCCUGCCCCCAGAGAUGGAGAGCUGGAUCAGAGAAUGUGGAGCAGAGACCAGUUCCCAGGCAGUGGCCCUGGCAGAAGGUUUCCUCCUGAGCCAGGCAGAGGACAAGAGGCAGGAAGAGCAGCAGGUGCAAAGACAGCUAGCAGAAGUGAUCUCUGAUUGCCAGAAGGCAGAGAAGGCUCCACCAGGCACUAGUCGAAGGCCGCUGUUCAAGUGGAUCGUGGAAGAGAGUGUCAGAGGGACCACCCAGCUGGGCAGUGAAAUUACCCUCGUGCUUCAUUCCUGGCCUUCUGCUCUUUGCGGUGGGGCAGAAUCAGUGGCUGUGGAGGCAUCAGAUCAGGCUGUGAGGAACUUUGAGGAGGUGGCUGUGUAUUUCUCCAAGGAGGAAUGGGCGCUGCUGGAUCCAGCCCAAAAGGCUCUGCAUGAGGAAGUCAUGGAGGAGAACUACAGAACUCUGGUAUACCUGGGUGAUGGGAGGGAAAGUGAGAGAAAAGGUAAGCAGCAGAGAAGGAAAACUGAAGCAAAGCAGAACUCCCUGGCUUCUGAAGUGGCUGAUUCAGUCCAUGAAGAAUGUUUCAAAGGAAGCAAAAGGAAUGAAAUCCCUCCAUGUGCAAAAAACCUAACUAGUAAAACAAGGCUUGGCACCUUUCAAGGACUUCAUGAUGAACAGCUGAAAUGCUUAGAGUGUGGGAAAAGCUUUAGUUGCAGGAAAAACCUCACAAGACAUCAGAGGAUCCAUACAGGGGAAAAACCAUACAAAUGCUCAGUGUGUGGAAAGAGCUUCAGUCAGAGCACUCAUCUUACUUCACAUCAAAGAAUUCAUACAGGAGAGAAACCAUAUCAAUGCUCAGAGUGUGGAAAGAGUUUCAACCAGAGUGCAAACCUUACGUACCAUCAAAAAAUUCACUCGGGAGAGAAACCAUACAAAUGCUUAGAGUGUGGGAAAUGCUUCAACCAGAGUGCAAAACUUACAUACCAUCAAAGAAUCCACACAGGAGAUAAACCACAUAAGUGCUUAGAGUGUGGGAAGACUUUUAACCAAAGCUCACACUUAAAUGAACAUCAAAGAAUCCACACAGGAGAGAAACCAUAUAAAUGUUCAGUAUGUGGUAACAGCUUUAGUUAUAUCACAAGUCUUACAAGACAUCACAGGAUCCACACAGGGGAGAAACUUUACAGAUGUCCAGAAUGUGGAAAGAGCUUCAGCCAGAGCAUAAGCCUUACUUACCAUCAAAGAAUUCACACAGGGGAGAAACCACAUAAGUGCUUGGAAUGUGGAAAGAGCUUCAGCCGGAGCUCACACCUGAAUGAACAUCAAAGAACCCACACAGGAGAGAAACCAUAUACAUGUUUAGAAUGUGGAAACAGCUUCAGUCACAGCAACAGCCUUACUAUUCAUCAGAGAAUCCACACAGGGGAGAAACUGUACACAUGCUUGGAGUGUGGAAAAAGCUUCAGGCAGAGCUCAAGUCUUACUUCCCAUCAAAGAAUCCACACUGGGGAGAAACCUUAUAAAUGCCCAGUGUGUGGAAAGAGCUUCAGCCAAAGUGCAAGCCUUACUUACCAUCAGAGAAUCCACACAGGGGAGAAACCAUAUAAAUGCAUGCAUUGUGGCAAGAGGUUUAGUUGGAGUUCAAGCCUUAAUGAACAUCAAAGAAUCCACACAGGAGAGAAACCAUAUACAUGCUCAGAGUGUGGAAAGAGCUUCAGCCAGAGGACACAACUUAAUGCACAUCAAAGGAUCCAUACAGGGGAAAAACCAUACAAAUGCUCAGAGUGUGGAAAGAGCUUCAGUCGGAGCUCUCAUCUUGCUUCACAUCGAAGAAUUCAUACAGGAGAGAAACCAUAUCAAUGCUCAGAGUGUGGAAAGAGUUUCAACCAGAGUGCAAACCUUACGUACCAUCAAAGAAUUCACUCGGGAGAGAAACCAUACAAAUGCUUAGAGUGUGGGAAAUGCUUCAACCAGAGUGCAAAACUUACAUACCAUCAAAGAAUCCACACAGGAGAUAAACCACAUAAGUGCUUAGAGUGUGGGAAGACUUUUAACCGAAGCUCACACUUAAAUGAACAUCAAAGAAUCCACACAGGAGAGAAACCUUAUAAAUGUUCAGAAUGUGGUAACAGCUUUAGUUAUAUCACAAGUCUUACAAGACAUCACAGGAUCCACACAGGGGAGAAACUUUAUAGAUGUCCAGAAUGUGGAAAGAGCUUCAGCCAGAGCAUAAGCCUUACCUACCAUCGAAGAAUUCACACAGGGGAGAAACCACAUAAGUGCUUGGAAUGUGGAAAGAGCUUCAGCCGGAGCUCACACCUGAAUGAACAUCAAAGAACGCACACAGGAGAGAAACCAUAUACAUGUUUAGAAUGUGGAAACAGCUUCAGUCACAGCAACAGCCUUACUAUUCAUCAGAGAAUCCACACAGGGGAGAACCUGUACACAUGCUCAGAAUGUGGAAAAAGCUUCAGGCAAAGCUCAAGUCUUACUUCCCAUCAAAGAAUCCACACUGGGGAGAAACCUUAUAAAUGCCCAGAGUGUGGAAAGAGCUUCAGCCAAAGUGCAAGCCUUACUUACCAUCAGAGAAUCCACACAGGGGAGAAACCACAUAAAUGCGUGCAUUGUGGCAAGAGGUUUAGUCGGAGUUCAAGCCUUAAUGAACAUCAAAGAAUCCACACAGGAGAGAAACCAUAUACAUGCUCAGAGUGUGGAAAGAGCUUCAGCCAGAGGAUACACCUUAAUGCACAUCAAGUAACUCACAUAGGAACAAACCAUUUAAAUGCUGAGAAUGUGGAAAGGGCUUCAGUCAGAACCUUGAUGUACAUAAAAGAAUUCACACAGGAGCAGGUUUCAUGAAUUCCAGAAAUGUCUGUAGCUUGGAGAGAACUUCAGAUGGAAAACAUACCUUUAUUUCAGAUUGUUCACAUAUUAGAUAAGUCAUAUACAUAAUUAUAUGAGAGCGUUUCUGAACACAAGCUCAUGUAAUGAGCAGAGAAAAAGGAGAAACCCCAUGAAUGUUUAAAAUAUGGUUUUAAAAAAAUUUGCUCAAAAAAUGAUAAUAAUGGAUGGCUUGAGGAUCAAACUUCAAUUAGAGCCAUCAUCAUCCAGAAUGUCUCAUGAGGGGACUCCCCACUGGUCACCUGUAGUGAAUAUUUCUUUCUUCCAAGGGAUCACUCGAGUCACCAGCUUCACAAGGGCAGAACCAUCCGUGCAAUUGCUGUUAUAUAGGAAGAAAUGUCUUGGCACUUGAACUUGUCCCAUCACGCUGUGUCCCUUUAAGAGACAUCUCCAUACCAGUGCAUUGUUUCAUACGUCCCAGCAGGAAACAGCAGCCAGCAUUUCCUGUACUGAAUAGGGGAUUCUGCUCAAAGACCUAUGGGAUCCCUUCAAACUCUAAAACUCUAUGAUUCAGGAGGUCUGUGAUAGGUUUAGUUUCUUUCCAGGUGAGGGAGCCCCCAACUUCCCACACUUCUGCCAUAUUGACUUAUUUGCUAAUAAAGAUAGGGAGCCAACAGACACCUUGACUGACAGUGUUGGUUCCUGCCAGACUGGUAGGGUCCACUCAGGAUCUCGGCAAAUUUCCUCCUUCCAACCAGUGGCAAAAUCCAGACCCAUUUCCCCCCAACUUGCUGGCUACCUGGCAUCUUCCCAAACUCUUCUGCAGCCUCCGCCUGAGUGUGUCUUAGUGAAGGAACUUCUUUUAGCCCCCUGUAGCCUUGGAGGAGACAUCACCAGCUGUCCUGAGAGCUGGCCAAGGAUCAGCACCGAUUCUCCUUUCUUGUAUCUUUUUGUUGUAUGUUAAGCUUUUAGGAUUAUUAGCCGAAUGCAGGGGUUCUCACUCGGGUCCUGAGUUGCACAUGGACCACAAUUCCCAUCAUCCCUGCUACAACAGCCUUUGGUUCUUGUGGCUGGAGAUAAUGGAAGUUGUAGUCCAACAAUAUCGGGAUAGGGGUGUGCACGAACCGUGCUUCAAGCACUGGUUUGACGCCGUGGGGAGGGAAGAGGGGAACGAGAGCUUUUAGAAAGGAGAGCACGGUGCGCAACUCAAGUACUCAGGCACGGCGCCAGCACGCACAUGGUAUUGCUGACCACACAAAUGGUGCCCGUGUAUCUGUAUGCUGGUGCUGCGCGUGGGUACUUGAGAUAAACUCCACCACAGCAGGAAGCUUUAUGAGACAGAGGAGAGCAGGUAAGGACCUGCUCUCCUCUUUCUUAAAGCUCCCGCUCCCCUCCCCACGCCACUGAACCAGUGUGUGAACCACGGUUCAUGCACAAACAUAUAUUAGGAGACCCAAGGGUGAGAACCCCAGCCGAAUGUGAACUAGCAAUGUGGCAUGUAUUAGUUGUGUCAGGUAUAGUAACUUUUAUGUAUUAGUAAUGUGCUAACCUUUUAAAAUAAUAGAGGUCAUCGCCUACACAUUGGGGUUGACACAUUAUCACUCGUGGCCACUGUUGUGGAUGGUGACUGCUCUUACCUUUUAAAGCAGGGGUUCUCAAAGUUGGGUCCCCAGAUGCUGUUGGACUACAACUCCCUUCAUCCCCAGCCAUGCUGGCUUAUGUCUUGUCAUAGUCUGUGGUUAGCAAUAGUCCAUCUGCUUUGCUUGUUUCAAUGUUCUACAUUCUAUGUUGGGUCUAACAAUUGGUUUUUGAAGUGGGAGUAGAAUGAAUCGUUGGCACUCACCUGAAUGGUCAUUCUCCUCAGAAGUAUGGAUGGCAUCCGAAAGGCAUGAUGGGUUGACACGACCUCCUGCUCCGAGACAGGGCCAAUCAGAGAGCUUUUCCUCCUAUAGCAGGAGGGAGGGGCAAUCCCCUCAGGCUUCAGUCUAUUGCUAGCUCUCCGAUGCUCCUGCUAGAGAAAACAGUAUCAGAGAAAGAACCAAGCAGAAUGG